Mus caroli (Ryukyu mouse) is the source of this 855-nucleotide messenger RNA. The record is from RefSeq and is a predicted model, not a curated record. Lineage: Eukaryota; Metazoa; Chordata; Mammalia; Rodentia; Muridae.
CCCACACUCGACAUCUACGGUGGGCACCAGAGAGCAACAAUGAAAAUCACCAGGUCGAGAUGCCUAAUCCUCUCGUUUGCCCUCGUGUGCGGGCUGGUUCCAGAGGUUACAGCAGAUGUGGAAGAAGCCACGGAUGGUCUCAGCACUACCCAGGAACCCAUAUGGCUCACGGACGUCCCGGCCACCGUGGAACUCAUCGCUGCUGCUGAAGUGGCCGUCAUAGGUUUCUUCCAGGAUUUAGAAAUUCCGAUCGUGUCUGUGUUCCGGAGCAUGGCACGACAGUUCCAAGAUGUAUCGUUUGGAAUCAGCAACCAUUCUGAGGUCCUGACCCAUUACAACGUCACCAGCAACAGCAUCUACCUCUUUCGACUGGUUGAUAAUCAACAACUACAUUUGGAUGCUGGAGACAUUGAAAAUCUCGAUGCUGCCAAACUGAGCCGUUUCAUUCACAUGAACAACCUCCACUGGGUGACGGAGUACAGCCCUAUGGUUGCAGCUGGCUUAUUUAACACCAUGGUUCAGACCCAUCUUCUCCUGAUGAUGAAGAAGACUUCCCCAGAGUAUGAAGAGAGCAUGCACAGAUAUCGGGAGGCAGCUAAGCUCUUCCAGGGACAGGAUCUUAGCUGGACCCUUUUCUUUCAUCUCUCUCUCUCUCGUGAGUGUGGGGAUGCUGCAGGUGAGUGUGGGGAUGCUGCAGGUGAGUGUGGGGAUGCUGCAGGUGAGUGUGGGGCUGCUGCAGAUCUAGAUCAUAGGUGUGUGAUUUCCUACCUCAACGGUCUGGACUGGAUGUGGGUGCACCCGCUUCAAAUCUCACAAGAUAUCUCCUACAAGCAUGACUUCCGUUUCCAGAUGUAG